AUGAACUCAAUAAAGGUAUUAGUCAGUUCUAUAGAUAAUAUCAUCCCAACCAACUUUGGAUACGAUAUACCUCCAGUGAUAGAUGCCGAUAUAUCAGAUGACAAGUAUGGUCAAGAUAUAGAAGUCACCACAGAGACUCAACAAGAUGAAGAUGAAGAAGAAGUCGAGGACUCAGAUGGCUCAAUCAAUUUGACACAAGACUCUAAUAAUGCUACCGAUUUAUCAACAGGUAAAGAAGCAGAUGAAAUAGAAAGUGAUGAUAUACCACAACCUCCAAUACCAUUUCUUUAUUCAUUUCUUCUUGGACUUUGGGAUAUCAUAUAUUUCUUUCCCAAUUAUUUAAUUAUAAAACCUACCAUUUUUAUUUAUUUCGUGGUAACAUUCCCAUUGAGAUUAGUACUAAAGCAAUUGGGCAUAGGCGAUUCAGACUCCAAGCUGCCUACUAUUGGAGCACCGGAUGCACCUAUAGCAGAUGAAGAGGACGAAGAUGAAGAUGAUGAAUUGGUUACCAGGGCCAAACCAUCCCCACGUGUAACUGAAUCAUCAAAAUCUACAAGCCAAAAUGAAUCUAAUGAUUAUGACGAAAAAACAGAAAUAUUAAGUAAAGAAAACCUCAUAUCAAAUAGUUUGAAAUCACCAAGUGAAUUUUCCAAAUAUCUUAUACCACCACCACAAAGACUAUAUCCUCUCUCAAGGAACCCCGACAAAAAACGAAACAAAAAGAUCCUCAUUCUUGACCUUGAUGAAACCUUAAUCCAUUCAUUAUCCCCUGGCUCACCUAGAUCAUUCAGUGCCGCAUCACAUUCCAAACAAAUAGAAAUCAAACUUAAUAACAUUAGUUCCCUUUACUAUGUCCAUAAACGUCCUUAUUGCGAUUAUUUCCUUUCUGAAGCCUCAAAAUGGUUCGAACUCCAAAUCUUCACCGCCAGUGUCAAGGAAUACGCCGAUCCAAUCAUAAACUGGCUAGAAGGAGAUAUUCUUGAUCGCACGACAAAACGAGAUAAAUCUGAUCCAAAUUGGAUUCCGCCCAAGAUAUUCACCAAGAGAUACUAUAGAAACGAUUGUACAUACAGACCCGGAGUGGGAUAUAUUAAAGAUUUAUCUAAAUUCGUCAAGGACGAAGAAUUGAAGAAUGUAUUGAUUUUGGAUAAUAGUCCAAUCAGUUAUGCAUUACACGAAGACAAUGCUGUAGGCAUAGAGGGUUGGAUUAAUGAUCAUAGUGAUCGUGAUUUAUUGAAUUUGUUACCAAUGUUGCAUAGUUUGAGUUUAUGUAUUGAUGUAAGAUUUAUUAUGGGAUUAAAGAAGGGUGAGAAGGUUUUUGAACUGUAA
Molecule: messenger RNA, 1329 nt
Organism: Hemisphaericaspora subhashii
Lineage: Eukaryota; Fungi; Ascomycota; Pichiomycetes; Serinales; Debaryomycetaceae
Product: Nem1-Spo7 phosphatase catalytic subunit
Exons: 1
Coding region: 1-1329 (442 amino acids)
Molecular function (GO): protein serine/threonine phosphatase activity
Source: RefSeq, a predicted model, not a curated record